This is a messenger RNA of Pimephales promelas (fathead minnow), 878 nucleotides long. RefSeq names its product thiaminase I, tandem duplicate 1 (gene teni.1). Gene Ontology annotation, cellular component: cytosol. NCBI's taxonomy places the organism in Eukaryota, Metazoa, Chordata, Actinopteri, Cypriniformes, Leuciscidae. The record is from RefSeq and is a predicted model, not a curated record.
AUGACAGAUUACAGAUCAGAGCUGAAGUGCACUACAAGAUCCAAGAAUCAUGAAGACCACGACCCUCCUGUGUUUCUGCUUCUUAGGUUUCAGUUACAGCAGCCAGGCAGCCAGCUCUGUGGAAGAUGUGUACGAAUAUCUGUGGGAGAAGAAUAAAGACAUCGCCAAUAAGACACUUGGGACUGACUUUCUGAUACAGAUGCAGAACGGCAGCCUUCAGGCGGAGCGAUACGUCAACUUCACCAUACAGGACAUCGGCUAUCUACUGAGAGUGACCAGAAUGCUGAAGAGAUUGAGUGGAAAAGAUACUCAGCCCACUGAACUCAGGGACUUCAUGAAAGGCAGAUACUCAAGCUACAAAAGCUUCGCAGAUUUUAUGCUCAAACAAUAUUUUUUCAAGGGUGAGCCUCCCAUCCAGCAGACUCCAGCUAUGAGGAAGUAUCUGUCGUUCUACAGAAACCUGCUGGAAAAAGAAGAUCCGCUGUACUUUGCUGUGGGUCUCCUUCCCUGCUCUAGACUCUGGGUGUGGUUGGGUAAUAAUCUCAGCAUACCUCCAACCAAUGCCUACUACACUUGGAAGGUGGACAAUAUGGGCGGCCAUCCCGAGAAACACUACAGAGCUCUGCUGAACAAGUCUCUGAACACACCUGAAAAAGUGUCCAAGGCUAAUGUUAUAUUCCGUACACAGAUGCAGAAUGAGCAUGAUUUCUUCUUCUCAUCUUGAGUGGUUGUUAGUAGUAAAAUGCAAACGCUGCUUGUCCAACUUUUCAUGAAAAAAAUAUUUGCAAUUAUUGAUUGAUGUAUUUGAUGGCUUCUUUUAAGAUUAUGCCAGUAAUCAUUUAAAAAUAAUAUUAUUAUACCAAGUUAAAUUUAAGCUU